UGCUGUAGUCGACUGCGAACAGCGAAGUGAUGCUCUCACCGGGUGAACGGGACCGUUUUAUGGGCCCCGCAAGCGGAUUCCCUUUCCCCGUGCAGGCCAGGCGAGCUUCGCUUCCCCCUCCACAAUACCUCGCGGCACACGUGGGACCUUGCACCCCUAUAAGUAUCGCCCUGCAGGGCAGCUGGACUAUUCUUGUCUCGUUUCUCGGAACGUCACGUACAUUCUCUACCGUAAUGGCUCGUACCAAGCAGACCGCUCGCAAGUCCACGGGAGGCAAGGCCCCGCGCAAGCAGCUGGCGACCAAGGCCGCUCGCAAGAGCGCCCCGGCCACCGGCGGAGUGAAGAAGCCACAUCGCUACAGGCCCGGAACCGUCGCCCUCCGCGAGAUCCGUCGCUAUCAGAAGAGCACGGAGCUGCUCAUCCGCAAGCUGCCCUUCCAGCGCCUCGUGCGUGAGAUCGCCCAGGACUUCAAGACCGACCUGCGCUUCCAGAGCUCGGCUGUGAUGGCCCUGCAGGAGGCCAGCGAGGCCUACCUCGUCGGUCUCUUCGAGGACACCAACCUCUGCGCCAUCCACGCCAAGCGCGUCACCAUCAUGCCCAAGGACAUCCAGCUGGCUAGACGCAUCCGCGGAGAGCGUGCUUAAAUUCUAGCCCUUUCCCUUUCUUUUCAAAAAACAAUCGGCCCUUCUCAGGGCCCCAAAUAUUUUCGACAAGGAACAUUUCUAUAAAUUCUAUAAACUUAUUCAGAGCAAUGCGAAUUUGUUAGAAGUAGGUUGAAAUCGUAGUAUUUAUUUAAGAGACUUUAUUUAAAUAACACAGCCGAGUUCGUACUACAGAGUUAUUACAGAAACUAGUGACAAAAGAGCAAAAUAUAAUUGUGCCACUUUUUAGAGAAUUAAUAAUAAUACACUGAAUAAACUUUAUGUGAACAAAAUAGAGAAAGUUUGUUGUGCCGCUGAUCUGUUGGCUGGUCUGCGGUUCUUGAAGAAGUGAGUGCGCGGUGGUGGCUCGGGUGCAAUAAAACCCAGGUAGCAACCCUCGGACCUCUGCUCCGUUCUUGUACAGCUAUAAGCUGUGUGUGUGCGUAUCGUUGUAUGCGCGAGUAUUUUCUCAACAGAAUUCAUUCGUAUCCCGCGUAGGUUGCAUCCAGACCAUUACACCUCAUUCUUAAUCCUCGUAUCGCAGCACAGAGCUAAUAUAUGUCUCUGAAAAAUUUCGAACGAACACUAUAUCCAUAAAUAAAUUUCGUUUCCUGCGCGCACGUUUCCCCGUCGAAUAUGGCAAAUCGAAUCGCGCAUCCCUGUACGUGACCAAACUCUCCUGUGAACAGUAGUCGCCAAGCGCCAUUCUCUAAUUCGAGUGCGAUUACCCCGCGUGACGCGCGAAGUGACGACACGUGCACAGCGCACAUCGAUAUCCUGCAGGCGGGGCCUUAUAUUCUC
Messenger RNA from Nasonia vitripennis (jewel wasp), 1442 nucleotides. RefSeq names its product histone H3. Lineage: Eukaryota; Metazoa; Arthropoda; Insecta; Hymenoptera; Pteromalidae. The record is from RefSeq and is a predicted model, not a curated record. Bases 30 to 644 code for a protein of 204 amino acids. Gene Ontology annotation, cellular component: nucleosome. Gene Ontology annotation, molecular function: DNA binding; protein heterodimerization activity; structural constituent of chromatin. The transcript has a single exon.